UUCCGCCGCUCGGGAAGGGUGAAAUCCCACGACUCCUUCUCUGGUUCAUUCGAGCUCGUCCACGAGGAUGGCGAUUCCGAUCGAGGAGCUCGAAUUUCCGGAGGUGGCGGCACUGGUGGACCGGAAGGUGGGACCUAGUCAGUUGGUGGUUGACCACCGGCCUCGUAUUGGGCGAAAGCCGAGGAAGUGUCGUCAGGUUGUUGAUCGGAAACUGGAAGAAUGGUCGUCGCUAAUGGCGGAGAGAGCGCAGCUGGGAGCUUUGUCUCUAUUGGAGAUAACGAUUAAUUAUUAAAUUUGAGUAUCAAUGUUGAUUUGCGGGAUAACGUCAAUGGUGCGAUUCUGGGUGAGGGUUAAGCUGAGAAAUGGUACCGAGUCUUUAUAACGGAGGGGACCAAGAAUCAUUGUAAAUUCCAUCCAUGCAUGAACACACGUGGUGUAGUAUUUUCUUCUCUUGAGGCUUGUGAAUAAGCAACUAGUAUGGAUUAGUGGGACAUAUAGAUAUAUGUAUACCUUCCUACGAGUUUAGUAAGAUGGGUGUGAAGCCUAUUAAGUGUUGUUUGGAAAUGAAAAUUGGAAUUGCAU
Molecule: messenger RNA, 582 nt
Organism: Linum trigynum
Lineage: Eukaryota; Viridiplantae; Streptophyta; Magnoliopsida; Malpighiales; Linaceae
Source: the annotation of a GenBank genome assembly